ACAUUCUUUCAGUAGCAAACAUUGUUGUCACAUUAAACCAGCGAGCUAGUUUACAAAAUAGUAUUAAUGUGCUCAUUGAAGAGAAGCGACCCGUAUGAACGUUUUAUUGAAUUCAGUUAGCUAGCUUGGAAACGUACACCGCAGUUAAUACAUGUUUGUAAGAGUUUCAUUUACUCGCCAACUAACCGUAGCCUUAAUGCUAGGUUAGCUAAUUUCCGUGUUCACUAGCUUAAUUUAGCUAGUUAAGAAGCUGUUAUUUUUUAUUGUCUUGAUUUCUGGUUACGUAUAAAGAGUACACGAUGCAGAAUAAGAAGACGAAAGUGGCUUCAAAAGCGAAAGUAGGCAAGGUUGGAUCGAAGAAUAAAGAUGACGCCCCUCACGAACUCGAAAGUCAGUUCAUUCUGCGGCUCCCUUCGGAAUAUGCCUCCACAGUUCGAAGAAUCGCACAGUCUGGCAGCGUGAACGUCAAGGACCGACUCACCAUAGAGCUUCACGCUGAUGGUCGCCAUGGGAUAGUGAGAGUGGACCGUGUCCCUUUAGCAUGCAAGCUGGUCGAUUUGCCCUGCAUUUUGGAGUCCCUGAAAACCGUGGACAAGAAAACAUUUUACAAGACCGCUGAUCUUUGCCAGAUGCUGGUUUGCACCGUAGACGGGGACCUGUACCCGCCCUUGGAAGAGCCCACCGGCACCACGGACCCCAAGAGCAAGAAGAAGGACAAGGACAAAGACAAGAAGUUUGUGUGGAACCACGGCAUCACUUGCCCUUUAAAGAACACCAGGAAGAGAAGAUUCAGGAAGACUGCGAAAAAGAAGUACAUCGAGUCCCCUGAUGUGGAGAAGGAGGUGAAGAGGUUGCUGAGCACAGAUGCGGAGGCUGUCAGUGUCCGAUGGGAGGUGAUCCCAGAGGAUGACACCAAGGAGGCAGAUAACCACGGAUCCUUGGCCAACCUGGACUCCUCUCCCGGGACGUCAGGGCACAAGAUGGGCCAUGGGUCCUCAGCCCAACGCGACGAGCUGCGUGAGAUCUUCAACGACAUCAGCAGCAGCAGCGAGGAUGAGGAGGACGACCGUCACGAGGACGAAGACCUCAACAUCAUGGACACGGAGGAGGACCUGGAGAGGCAGCUGCAGGAGAAGCUCAACGAGUCGGACGGCACGCGGGACGAGAGCGACGGGAACAGCCAGAUCGUGAUGGAGUACCAGGUGCAGAUCAACAGUGUGAAGACCAAGCUGCAGGAGACUCGGGCCCGUAAGAAACAGCAGGAGGACCUCAUCAUGAAGGUGGAGAACCAGGCGCUGAAGAACCGCUUCCAGGCCCUGCUGAAUGAAAUUAUCCACCAGGAGGAGCGCGAGAUGGAGCAGCUGGCGUCCUUGCAAGAGCAGUUGGACUCGCUGAUUGAGAAGUGACCAGCAGAGGGCGCUAGAGACAAGGCAUUAAACGGCAGCCCCCGGUAAAGAGAUCACAAAACCAACCACACCGAAGACGCACGGAUUUCUGCCAGGGUCUUCCGUAGGUUGCGGUGACUCACAAAAUGGACUCAAAUAUGCAAAAUUGCUUAAUGUGAGCAUUUUGUUUCAUACAUGUACAUUUUUAUUUUAUGAUUAGUGUUUCUAUGGUGUUGUUUCAUUUGCCUUUAAACACAGCUUUUAGCAACUGUGUGCCUCUUGCUUCUGUAUCAGUCUUGAAUUAAAACUCAACUCGA
Molecule: messenger RNA, 1702 nt
Organism: Conger conger (European conger)
Lineage: Eukaryota; Metazoa; Chordata; Actinopteri; Anguilliformes; Congridae
Gene: taf7
Product: TAF7 RNA polymerase II, TATA box binding protein (TBP)-associated factor
Exons: 12
Coding region: 300-1406 (368 amino acids)
Biological process (GO): transcription initiation at RNA polymerase II promoter; RNA polymerase II preinitiation complex assembly
Cellular component (GO): transcription factor TFIID complex
Molecular function (GO): RNA polymerase II general transcription initiation factor activity
Source: RefSeq, a predicted model, not a curated record